This is a messenger RNA of Gopherus evgoodei (Goodes thornscrub tortoise), 966 nucleotides long. RefSeq names its product coiled-coil domain containing 42 (gene CCDC42). NCBI's taxonomy places the organism in Eukaryota, Metazoa, Chordata, Testudines, Testudinidae. Bases 1 to 966 code for a protein of 321 amino acids. Gene Ontology annotation, biological process: spermatid development. The transcript has 7 exons. The record is from RefSeq and is a predicted model, not a curated record.
AUGGCCGCCAUGGAGGAAGAGGACCUCUCAGAGUAUUUCCGCAUGCAGUAUGGGCAGAAGCUCUUGAAGCUGCUGAUGAAAUUCCCAGCGCCGGAGGAACAAUCCCCAUCGCCGUCCAUUCGGCUGCUGGAGAAGAAGAAAGAGGCCACACUGGUGCACAGGGCUAUGGAGGCUCAGAAGGAGGCUUUCCGGACGAGGAUGGAAGCCCUGAAUAACCGAUGGGAGGAGCUCAGGGCCAAGGAGAUUCAGCUGAAGGCUUAUAUAAAGAAAUUUGAGCAGUUCAUACAGGAAAAUGACCAAAAGCGAAUUCGAGCCCUGAAGAAAGCCAACAAGGAGAAAGAGCUGAGGAAACAGAGGGUGAAGGAGCUGGCAAAGGCCAAGCUGGACAUGGCAGUCCUAAAACAGGAGCAUCAGCGGCUCUUCAACAAGCUGCAGCAGUACUCCAUCUUCAACAAGUACCUGGAGAAGGUGGUCGAGAUGUCAGAGUUUGAGGAGAUACGGGAAGUCAUUGGCCGGUACAAGACGCUGGUGGGCAUGCACCAGGAUCUCAUGCAGUCGGCACAGGAGGGGCUGGAGAUGAUUGAGCAGGCGAAGGUGCGCCUGUCGCACUACACGGAGGAGAAGGACGACGAGAUCCUGCAGCACAACAACGAGCUGGCGCGCCUGCAGAUGCGCUUCGACCACGCCCGCAGCGAUGUCAUCGUCUGGGAGUCUCGCUGGGCCCACAUCCAGAACACAGCUGCCAAGAAAACCCUCAUGCUGGGCACCAUCAAGAUGGCCACCCUGAACCUUUUCCAGAGUGUGAGCAAGCAACUGAAGGAGACCUUGAGCGUGCCUGUGGAGGACACCCACAAGCAGCUGGACAUGAUCCAGCAGUUCAUCCAGGACCUCUCCGACAUCUGGGCGGAGGUGAAAAAGAAGGACACCCAAAGCCGAUCAAUGAUAGUUGUGGUCAAGGACGUAUAA